AUGUUUUCGGCAAGCACAGUGCUGUGCGCGCGCGCCCUGGUGGAUCGCAAGUCCCCCCAGCUCUGGGGUGCACCUGGUGCGCCGAUCAUUCGCAUGCGCGGCCACCACGUGACGUGGAAGUUCCAGUCGUAUGACAUGUUUGUCGAGCACACGCACCGGCGCCGCAACUCCGACAUCCGUCUUCUGCACUACCUCGGCAAGCACUGCCCUCACCCACAAAAGUCACUUUGGUCGCCCGACACACCGGUGACGCAGGACCGCCACUUGUUUAUGCUAACCACGAUCGACGUGGACGCCUUCAAGUAUUGGUUUGGUGUCAAGCGAUGCCGUCUCUCCGUGGGCCCGUGGAACAUUCUCGCGAAGUCGGGGCUGCUCCCGCCGUCGUACAAGCAGAACUCGAAGAUCAUGCCGAAGCCGAUCUUUGACAAAGAGCAGCUGAUGAGGUACUACCUGGCCAACCGCAAAGACCAGCGGCAGAUGGAGCGGGAGGACUACCUGAACUACAAAAAUAGUAUGGUGAAGUCGCCAGAGGAGCGCGCGGCGGAGCGGCCUGUGGCGCCCUUUUUGUAA
Messenger RNA from Leishmania mexicana MHOM/GT/2001/U1103, 570 nucleotides. RefSeq lists its product as hypothetical. The record is from RefSeq and is a predicted model, not a curated record. The transcript has a single exon. Lineage: Eukaryota; Euglenozoa; Kinetoplastea; Trypanosomatida; Trypanosomatidae. The coding region runs from base 1 to 570 and encodes 189 amino acids.